UUUCCCAUAUUCUACGCAGUCAUUGUUGGAAUUCCUCAGGGAUCAGGGUGGCGCUGCGAUUGAUUUUUGCGGUUCUCUGAAGUCUAAACGGCGCGCGUUUCGGCCUUCGAUGAUCUAGAGGGCUUUGAAAAUGAUCAGCGCGCGACGACGACGUCGGAGGUCUUUACUGCGCGGGAAAGGGGGCGAGAGGGCAGAGCAACAGAUCGUGGCGCGCGCUGUGGUGUGUGUCGGUCGGUCGGUCGGUCGGUCGGUACCUCGCCGCCAUGCUAGUGGUUAGUUUAGUGAAUCAAACAUCAUGAUGUGGCAAAACGUUUGCACAAGUUAAAAUUAAUAAACAAAUGUCGCGUAUCGGCGCGACUCGUCGUUAUGUUACGUAUAAUAACGUUCGAUAAACGCAAAUACAAUAACCGCGAUUAGUACAAAACCAACGACAUCCCCCCCGCAAGCGCAAGGUUCAAUUAAUCUCGAUGUAAAUUUAUAAAAGCCAAACGAAACGUUACGUAUAUUUUUUAUUAAUUUUUCCUUAUUAUUUUGCAUUUUUUUCUGUCCUCCAAUCGUCAUUUCAUAGCUCUUAAGUGAAACACGAUACAGAUCGUCGUUAUAUCGUAUGCUCAACUCAUAAAACGGGUACACAACACACACGAUGCUGGAUCCGAGCGUACUAACAGACUUAGAGGAGUUGACGCUGUGUAGUUAUUGCAAGCAGAAAUUUAACGACGCCGAACAAUGCCCAAAGUACCUGAGCUGCAAACAUCACUUUUGCUUACGAUGUAUAGAACAUAAUCUGCUCAAAGGUAGAGAACUAUUUUGUGCUCACUGUUGGAAACGGACCGAACUCGGAGACCAAGGACCUGAUGCUCUGCCCACUCAUUCCCCUCUACUCGCUCUUGCCAAUAACUUCUCGCAUCUAAAAAUUACCUCCAAUAAUACCAACAACAAAAUCGUGGACAAGGAAAGAAAGAGCGAAAAUUGCCACACACAUGGGAUGCCGUUAGCGCUGUGGUGUGCAACAUGUUGCUCAGCAUUAUGUCGAGCAUGUGCCACACCUCAGGAACAUCCCGGGCACCAGAUAAAGUCACAUACAGAUGCCAAAGACCAACUUAUAUCUGACGUUCAACACGAAUUGGUAGCAAUGGGAAAGCUAUCAACUGAGAUUCAGAGACUGGUAAUGCAACAGCGAGAGUUUUUGAUAAAAGUGUUAGAGGCUUGCGUGACCCUGAAGACCCAUGUAGAGACUGACUUGCAAAAUGGAUGGAGUCACUUCCCAGAGAUCACAGAUGCCCGAGAAACGCUGGGCAAAGCAAAGGCUAGUUUACAAAUGGUCGAGAACCCUGGUGAUAUUUUUAAUUUACACACACAGCUGAUACUGGAGAAACAAAGGCUACAGGCAAAGUAUCAGGAGAUGACACUACAAUGUCAACUGGAUGAUCUCAUUGGUAAUUCGGGUGUAGUCUUUGACUUCACGCUGCUGAAACAAGCCCUGGCUAGCAUUCACACAGGGGAACCGGUCAUACCACAGCCACCCGGGGGAACUGGAAGGCUACAGGGGAAUCAUGCAGCCACUCAAAACCCCAUAUUAUUUCUAGCGAAUUACUGUAUGUCUCAGUUAUAUUCGAGGCAUAUGGCGAACAAGCAACACGUUCAAAACGGGGCUAUCGACUUCCAUUCGAACAUGAUGCCACCACCUCCUCCCCCGCUGCAUAUUCAUCAAGGUCCUCCACCCCCACCGCAAUUAAUAAUACCCGCUGGAUCUCCGUCCAUCAAACCAGCUCCACCAAAUGUGAUGCUACAUUCCCAACAACAGCCAGCAUUUAUCACAGAAGUCGGCGCUGGCAAUGGUGCUCUGGUUGCAAUUCAUUCUCCACCGCAACCACCGAUACCACCCACUUUGAGAAGUCAACCGAACCCAUACCCCCUCUAUUAUUUCAAUAUCGACGUUAACGGCGCUCCCCAAGGUCGGAUUGUGAUAGAAGUUAGGCCAGACGCAGCGCCAAAAAUGGCAAAGAACUUCAGCGUGUUAGCAACAGGAGAAAUUGGGGUUGGGUAUAAAGGGUGUACGAUAUUCCAGUGCUGGGAAGGAGAAUCCGUAAUCACAGGAGACUUUGAACUGAAUAACGGGCGUGGAGGUAGAAGUAUAUUCGAAGAUGGAUUUUUCAUGCCUGACGAUACAAAGUUUCCAGCUGUCAGAGGGGCCGUAGGUAUGCGGCGAACGCAGAAGCGACGAGACAAUUUGGGUAUGGUUGGCUCGCAAUUUCGAAUUAUUUUACAAGAGAUGAGAGGAUUUACAGGGAUUUUUGGCCACGUGGUAGAGGGGUUGGAUUUAGUAGAAAAGAUUUCUACGUACGGCGAUCAGACUGGUAAACCGACUAAGACCAUUCUGAUAACGAAAUCUGGAAAACUCUAACGAACACGUGAGUGCAACGAUAUCUAAGUCUACAUUUUCAAGUUAGAGAAAUAGGUAAACGGCAACAAUAAGAGAACGCGAAAGGUAAUACGUGAUUGCCGUAUCGUUGUAAAAUACGUUAAUCGUAAAAGUUGCACCUUCCGUGCUCUGUAUGUUAAGUCACAACUUAAUUACUAUUAACAAUAAAAUCUAAAGAUGUUGAAUCUAUUUUUAAACUUCGACGCAUAAAUGAAUCCAUAUUUUGCUAUUGAUGGGGAUUUAACAAGGUUCUAUAUUAUCUAUGAUGGAUCGAUACAUACGUACCUCAAAAUUGAUCGUAAUAUCAAUACAAAUAACUAGCUAGCUAUAUAAAUGUAUGGUAUUUAUUUAAGAGGUUCGUCAUUUAUUUUGUCUAUCGAAAUAUUAUUACUAGAUAAUAAUUUCUCCACGAUCAUAGGUAGCAUGCUAUUUAAUACCGCACGGUCGACGGAAGUAAUACCUUAGGUCUUACGAUUAGGAGUUAGAUUUUAGACGAAAAUCAUGUUUUAAACAGGAUGAUGAUGUAUUUUCGGAUGUGGACUAGUUUUUGGCCAAGAGAUGUUAAGUCAGUUUUUAGAAUUGACAUGAAAUGUACAGUUUAUAUGCAGAACCUAUCCCAAAGGGACCUACGAUCAUCGGAAAACCCGUUAUUGUGUAACGUACGAACGAAUAGAAAAAAUUAUACACAAACGAUGUGUAUUUAUAUUUUAGGUCGAUUUUAUUUUUAGGCUUUAGUUUAGAAAUAUAUAUACCCCCGCCUCUCGUUCCGUGUUAAAAUUAGUGCGCCAUCAUAAACGAAAUUGUAUUGAAAAUUAGAUCUCAAGAUAUACAAUAUAUAUAUACAAGAAGGCCUAAUUAUAAUAUAGUUUAUAGAAUAUAUAUUGGACGUUUAUCCUAAUUUCUGGUCGAAAUCGAAUGAAAAUGAGCGAAAAUAUAUACAUAUGUAUAUUUAUAUAUAUCAAACGAAUCAUUCCUUGAGCUAUAUAUCGAAUACUACGAAUAUACCUAUUGUAAUGUUAUUGUAAUCGUGAAAAUCCUGUCGUUAUGUAUUGUAUAUAUAUAUGAUAUAUAUCUAUAUCAUUACUAUAAAUAUUAUAAAUCUGCUCGUCCUCGUUGUCGUCGCGAAUGCCUUUCCGAAAACCUUAAUCGAUGUUGAACUUGAAAGUUUUAACUCUUGUUAAUUAGCUAAGAAAAGAAUAUAACACGUGUAUGUACCGCAUUACGAUAAAUUGUAGUAUAGUUAAUGAUAUCCUUUGAAGAGUUGGCCACGUCGAAUCUCUUCCUCGUUUCAGUUUAAAAAUAAACAAUAAUAAUAAAAAUAAUAAUAUACAACACCUAUCAGGCUCGAUAUGCCUGAAAUGUUAAAUUAAGCGAAGCAAGUGACCAAUAUGUACACUAUGCAUUACGCACCUCUACAUAUACCAUUGCUGUAAGUGUGGUAUAUGGGUGAAUAAAUGACAUAUUUUUAUGAAUGUGACGAGGCAUUAACGUAUAGCUUGUACCACUACGAAUAUCAAAAACCGUCGAACUAUCUCUGCCUUCGUCUUUGGUCGAAAAAUGAUAUCUUGUAAAUUAUUGAAUUUGUUUUCCCCUCAGAUAAAUACAUAUUAAAGGUAUAUACAUGUUAGUUAAAAUGCCGACUAUGGAAACAUGUAAUAGUGGAUAACUUUUCGUUGGUUAAUCCUACACCGGGUGAUUGUAAUAACUACAGAAAAUGAACCAAACCAAUUGCUAUUGAAAUAACUGUAUAUGUGUGUAAGGUAAACGAUUAUUACCUGAAUUGAUGUACUUCUAAAUAACUAUUUUAGAGUUAUAAACUGUUAUCCCUCAAA
Molecule: messenger RNA, 4254 nt
Organism: Athalia rosae (coleseed sawfly)
Lineage: Eukaryota; Metazoa; Arthropoda; Insecta; Hymenoptera; Athaliidae
Exons: 4
Coding region: 644-2404 (586 amino acids)
Biological process (GO): protein peptidyl-prolyl isomerization
Molecular function (GO): zinc ion binding; peptidyl-prolyl cis-trans isomerase activity
Source: RefSeq, a predicted model, not a curated record